CCCCCGGUGCCCCCGCCCCUCCUGAGAACCGGGGUGUGCUCCCCAAGCCCCCCCUCCAUUGGGGACUCCCUUUUAGGACCCCCUUUCCCUCCCUCCCACGCUCCCCUACCCUUCCCUUCUCCAACCCCUUCUUUCCCCUCUCACCCCUCCCCCCAUCCUGGCCACCCCUGCAAAAGUGGGGUGCGGAGGGGGGAGGGGUGAGAACCCACGGAGGAGAGGAACGAAACUCCGAUGAAGUCAGAGCCCCCUACCCGCCGCGGCGGCCAGGCCCCCCAACAUGGACUGUCUCUGUAUAGUGACAACCAAGAAAUACCGCUACCAAGAUGAAGACACACCCCCUCUGGAGCACAGCCCGGCCCACCUCCCCAACCAGGUAAACGCCCCCGAGCUGGUGCACGUGGCGGAGAGGAACUUGUCCCACCUCGAGGCCGUCCACGGGGUCGUGGGCCGCGCCCAUCUCUCCCCCCUCAAGGCCAAUUCUCCCCCCGUGAUUGUCAACACAGACACCCUAGAAGCCCCGGGAUAUGUGAACGGGACCGAGGGGGAGAUGGAAUACGAGGAGAUCACAUUGGAAAGGGGUAACUCAGGUCUGGGCUUCAGCAUCGCAGGUGGCACCGACAACCCACACAUCGGUGACGACCCAUCCAUUUUCAUCACCAAGAUCAUUCCUGGUGGGGCUGCGGCCCAGGACGGCCGCCUCAGGGUCAACGAUAGCAUCUUGUUUGUAAAUGAAGUGGACGUGCGGGAGGUGACCCACUCGGCUGCUGUGGAGGCCCUCAAGGAGGCCGGCUCCAUAGUCCGCCUCUACGUCAUGCGCCGGAAGCCCCCUGCUGAGAAACUCAUGGAGAUCAAGCUCAUCAAGGGCCCUAAAGGUCUUGGCUUCAGCAUCGCAGGCGGUGUAGGGAACCAGCACAUCCCCGGCGAUAAUAGCAUCUACGUAACCAAGAUUAUCGAAGGGGGUGCCGCCCAUAAGGACGGGAGGUUGCAGAUUGGAGACAAGAUUUUGGCGGUCAACAGCGUGGGGCUGGAGGACGUCAUGCAUGAGGAUGCCGUGGCAGCCCUGAAGAACACGUAUGAUGUCGUCUACCUAAAGGUGGCCAAGCCCAGCAAUGCCUACCUGAGUGACAGCUAUGCUCCCCCAGACAUCACAACCUCUUACUCCCAGCACCUGGACAACGAGAUGAGCCACAGCAGCUACCUGGGCACGGACUACCCCACAGCCAUGACCCCCACGUCCCCCCGGCGCUACUCCCCAGUGGCCAAGGACCUGCUGGGGGAGGAAGACAUUCCCCGAGAACCGAGGCGGAUCGUCAUUCACCGCGGCUCCACGGGCCUGGGCUUCAAUAUCGUCGGGGGCGAGGACGGUGAAGGCAUCUUCAUCUCCUUCAUCCUGGCCGGGGGCCCUGCGGACCUCAGUGGGGAGCUGCGGAAGGGGGACCAGAUCCUCUCGGUCAAUGGCGUUGACCUCCGCAAUGCCAGCCACGAGCAGGCCGCCAUCGCCCUGAAGAACGCGGGGCAGACGGUCACGAUCAUCGCUCAGUAUAAGCCAGAAGAGUACAGCCGAUUCGAGGCCAAGAUCCACGACCUUCGGGAGCAGCUCAUGAACAGCAGCCUGGGCUCAGGGACCGCCUCCCUGCGGAGCAACCCCAAAAGGGGUUUCUAUAUCAGGGCCCUGUUUGACUACGACAAGACCAAGGACUGCGGAUUCCUGAGCCAGGCCCUUAGCUUCCACUUUGGGGACGUGCUGCAUGUCAUCGAUGCCAGUGAUGAGGAGUGGUGGCAGGCACGGCGGGUUCACUCGGACAGCGAGACCGACGACAUUGGCUUUAUUCCCAGCAAACGGCGGGUUGAGCGACGGGAGUGGUCAAGGUUAAAGGCCAAGGAUUGGGGCUCCAGCUCUGGAUCGCAGGGUCGGGAAGACUCGGUUCUGAGCUACGAGACAGUGACGCAGAUGGAAGUGCACUAUGCUCGCCCCAUCAUCAUCCUCGGGCCCACCAAGGACCGUGCCAACGACGACCUUCUCUCUGAGUUCCCCGACAAGUUUGGAUCCUGUGUUCCCCAUACGACACGGCCCAAGCGGGAGUAUGAGAUAGAUGGCCGGGAUUACCACUUUGUGUCAUCCCGGGAAAAAAUGGAGAAGGACAUUCAAGCGCACAAGUUCAUUGAGGCCGGCCAGUACAACAGCCACCUGUAUGGAACCAGCGUCCAGUCCGUGCGGGAGGUGGCAGAGCAGGGGAAGCACUGCAUCCUUGAUGUCUCAGCCAAUGCUGUGCGGCGGCUGCAGGCGGCCCACCUGCACCCUAUCGCCAUCUUCAUCCGCCCCCGCUCCCUGGAGAAUGUGCUAGAGAUCAAUAAGCGGAUCACAGAGGAGCAAGCCCGCAAAGCCUUCGACAGAGCCACCAAGCUGGAGCAGGAGUUCACGGAGUGCUUCUCCGCCAUCGUGGAGGGCGACAGCUUUGAGGAGAUCUACCACAAGGUGAAGCGCGUCAUCGAGGACCUCUCAGGCCCCUAUAUCUGGGUCCCAGCCCGAGAGAGACUCUGACUCCUGCCCGGGCGUGGCCUGGAUUCGCCGCCUCCGUCGCCUGGGCCCCUGGUCUGGACUGAACUGCCCAAGCCGUUCGCACUCCCAGCCUCCCUCCCACCCUUUCUUAUUUAUUUCCUUUCUAACCGGAUCCAGCCCAUUGGAGGGGGGACACUCCCCUGCAUGUAUCCUGCACCCCA
Messenger RNA from Myotis brandtii (Brandt's bat), 2721 nucleotides. It is a transcript of the gene DLG4, whose product is annotated as discs, large homolog 4 (Drosophila). Gene Ontology annotation, cellular component: neuron projection; postsynaptic density membrane; neuromuscular junction. The transcript has 20 exons. The coding region runs from base 278 to 2542 and encodes 754 amino acids. Gene Ontology annotation, molecular function: kinase binding. NCBI's taxonomy places the organism in Eukaryota, Metazoa, Chordata, Mammalia, Chiroptera, Vespertilionidae. Gene Ontology annotation, biological process: AMPA glutamate receptor clustering; chemical synaptic transmission; postsynaptic neurotransmitter receptor diffusion trapping. The record is from RefSeq and is a predicted model, not a curated record.